AUGGCCACGGCUCUUGAGAAGAUAAGCAACCAUCUUGAGUGUGACAUUUGCAAAGAAAAAUAUAAACGGCCCAAGGUGCUGGACUGCCAGCACAGUUUUUGCGAGAAAUGUCUGGAGCAAUACUACAAAACUACGUAUGGAGGUCAACGAAAGAUUCCUUGCCCGGUAUGUCGACGGGAGAUGGUACUUCCGGAGACACGCAUUCAAGGCCUGAAAACAAACUUCCAUUUGAUGGGAAUAGUCGAGGAGGUCUCAUUCCAAGAAAAUGAGCUUUGUUCAGGGAAGGUAACAGGGAAGCAAACACCAGAAGAAGAUGAGUCUAAAUGCCAGAAACACAUGGGGGAAGUAAAAUGGUUUUAUUGUGAGACCUGUGAAGAACUAAUCUGCCGAGCUUGUACUGUAGUAGACCACUGCAAACCAAACCAUCACUACAUUGACUCUAAAAAGGCUUCCCACAAAUACAAAAUAUCACUGAAAGCUUUGUUUGCAGAUGUCAGAACAGACAUCACAACACUUGAACAGGAUUUUGCCACUGCAUCACAAGCUCAGCAGAAAUUUACACUGAACGUCACAAAGACGGUGAAAGCUGUGAAAGACAAGGCGGAUAAAAUGAGGGCUGAGAUAACAUCUCAACAGACAAAGAUGAUUAACAAAAUCAAACAGCUCCAGCAGGAUCGCAACAGAACAUAUCAUGAGCAUCAGAACACACUGUCAAUGAUGCUACAAAGUAAAACAUGCUCGCUACAGACAUCUCAGGAUAUCACUAACGCUGCAUCUGACAGUGACUUUUUGUCGCAAUACCCUAUCAUCAGCAAAGACUUGAAAUCACUCAAGAGUCAAAAUCCUCCCCAGAUUGAUCCCAAGCAUUCAUAUCUGAGCUUCACCCCCGGUCAGAGAAUUGGUGACAUCAAUCUGGGUGAAAUUAAGGAAGAAGCAGUUAAGUGGGAAAUGUGUCGCGAGUUUGGUAAAACGGGUACAUUUAAGAGAAAGUUGGAUGUGGUUCACGGUAUCGCUGCUACUCAGCCUGGUGAAAUUGCCGUGGGAGACUUUCUGCACAAGCGAGUGGUUCUCUGCAGCAAUGAGGGUGAACGUAAGGGACUCAUUCCCCUAACAUCACAUCCACAGGCAGUUGCAGCCACGCACAAUCCUGAGAAACGCUUGAUUGUGUUGGAACUUGAUAGCAAGUAUGUCAAGGUGUUCAACAUGAAGGACAACACUCUUGUUAUGCAGUUCCCAACGGUGUCUAAACAUCAGGUAGACAAGACACCUGUGAAGCUACAGAGCAUAGCAGUCAGGACAAAUGGAACCAUUUUAGUAGGCGACACAAGAAGGAAUGUGUUGACUGAACACAAACCCACUAAUGGUGAGAUCCUACACACCAUACCAGUACAGACUGAACCUUGGUUCCUGGCUGUUGAUGACGACACUGAUAAAGUCUUCAUCAGUGGAGGUCUAACAAAUCAAGUAGAUGUCGCCAAUAGCAAAGGGACUAUGCUUUUCACCAUCAAGCCAACCAUUGAUGGUCAACCAGUGUUGCGCACCCAGGGUGUAUGCUGUGACAGGUCAGGUAUCUACCUUGGAGUGAAGCAAUCUGGGUUUGGCACUAAUCAUAUUCACCAUUACGACCUAGAUGGCAGGUUUCUUGAUUGCCUGGCACAGGAUCUGUAUCUCCCACAGGCAAUGACAUUCACAUCGGAUGGGCAGCUGGCAGUGGAUGACUGGCAUUCAGUCAAGAUGUAUCGCAAGGUGUGAU
Molecule: messenger RNA, 1753 nt
Organism: Patiria miniata (bat star)
Lineage: Eukaryota; Metazoa; Echinodermata; Asteroidea; Valvatida; Asterinidae
Product: E3 ubiquitin-protein ligase TRIM39-like
Exons: 3
Coding region: 1-1752 (583 amino acids)
Biological process (GO): positive regulation of DNA-templated transcription
Cellular component (GO): chromatin; nucleoplasm
Molecular function (GO): ubiquitin-protein transferase activity; zinc ion binding
Source: RefSeq, a predicted model, not a curated record